UCGCCACGGCGCCCGCCGCUAUUUAAGGGGCCGAGGCUGAGUCGCCCCCAAGUUCCCUUGCUCGGGCACACACGGGCCUCUCUCACUCCCUCCUCGGGUGCGACCUCGGGAAAGCGCAGCGGGAAGCAAUGUACGGCGGUGUUUGCAUCUGCGUGUUCCUUGCUGUGCUCUCAGCGAGCUCUUUGGGACAGCAAACUGUGGGCUCGCACAAUGGGAAUCCCCUGGCUCCUGAGCUUGAGCAGAGCUUGACAGGACACUCCCGGCAUGUCCGUGCCCCUUCGUCUGCCGGGCCGCUGAAACCUGUGCCGCGGCUGGAUGGAAGCAGCGACCAGAGGGCGAACAUCGGCGCCUUGUUGGCCAAGUAUCUCCAGCAAGCCAGAAAAGGUCCCACUGGAAGGCUCUCAGUUAUGGGAAACAGGGUACAGAGCAUUGAUCCCACACACAGGAUAAAUGACAGAGACUACAUGGGCUGGAUGGAUUUUGGACGCCGCAGUGCUGAAGAAUAUGAAUACUCCUCCUAAAGAGCAGCAAACUAUAGCAACAGGAAAAAAAAAAAAAAAAUCACACUCCCAUGUCUGUACAGAGAGAGAAAACUUAAUUUGUUGUCCUCUUCGAAUCAGUGUUUUAAAAUAUAUCAUGUAUUUGAUGUAAAUUUGUUGGUAAGAUUAUACAAUGCAAUACAUACAUAUGCAGAAUUUUCCAGAAAAUGUUUUCUUGCUUUUGUGGUUUCUCAUACACUGAUAUUAUAUUAAAAUUAUUUC
Molecule: messenger RNA, 761 nt
Organism: Apus apus (common swift)
Lineage: Eukaryota; Metazoa; Chordata; Aves; Apodiformes; Apodidae
Gene: CCK
Product: cholecystokinin
Exons: 3
Coding region: 129-521 (130 amino acids)
Biological process (GO): digestion
Cellular component (GO): axon; extracellular region
Molecular function (GO): neuropeptide hormone activity
Source: RefSeq, a predicted model, not a curated record